Messenger RNA from Nicotiana tabacum (common tobacco), 1221 nucleotides. Lineage: Eukaryota; Viridiplantae; Streptophyta; Magnoliopsida; Solanales; Solanaceae. The record is from RefSeq and is a predicted model, not a curated record.
GUGAUGACAAAGUUUUGCUCGGAACGAAUUGCAAAAUAUGCCUUUGAAUAUGCAUACCUCAACAAUCGCAAGGUAGUGACUGCUGUGCACAAAGCAAACAUUAUGAAACUUGCAGAUGGUUUAUUUUUGGAGUCUUGUCGCGAGGUUGCAAGCAAAUAUCCUGGGAUCAAGUACAAUGAGAUCAUUGUGGACAACUGUUGCAUGCAACUUGUAUCAAGGCCUGAGCAAUUUGAUGUUAUGGUCACUCCAAAUCUCUACGGAAAUCUGGUGGCAAAUACAGCAGCUGGUAUUGCUGGAGGCACUGGUGUUAUGCCUGGAGGCAAUGUGGGGGCUGACCAUGCUGUGUUUGAGCAAGGUGCUUCAGCAGGAAAUGUAGGAAAUGAGAAGAUACUAGAGCAAAAGAAGGCGAAUCCAGUUGCCUUGUUUCUUUCAUCAGCCAUGAUGUUGAGACAUCUGCAGUUUCCUUCAUUUGCAGAUAGACUAGAGACUUCGGUGAAGCGUGUAAUUGCUGAGGGUAAAUACAUGACCAAAGAUCUUGGUGGAAAUUGCACCACCCAAGAAAUCACGGAUGCUGUCAUUGCAAAUCUGGACUAAUUUCAAAACCACUUCUAUCUCUUUUAUUCUCGAGAUGAUUCAUGCUACAUGUCUUUAAUUCAUCAUUCUUGUGAUGACUUUAAUUGUUCUCUACUUCCGUUGGUGCGGCGUGCCUUUCAAGGUGGCAUAUUCCACAAAAUAAUGUGAAUCUCCUAAGUGGAAAUAUUGAAGAUACAGGAUCCAAGUUUAUAGCCAUUUCUUUCUUAUAGCAUGUUUUUGUAACGAAGGUUAAUAAAUUCAAGGUAUACCAACUUUUGACUUGGAAACAGGCUUUUUGACGAACAGUUGGUUUGUUUUGCCUUGAAGCAUCAGAUAGAUUUUUCUUUUUUAUCGUGGGGCUAGCAUAAAUUUGUCCGAGGAACCACAACCACUUACGUGAAUCCAUCAAAUUUGGCUGUCUUUGGGCUAUCUACGCAAGAUUAGGCACUAAACUUGAUCUUGAAGGACCGUUUGAAGAAGGUACUGUAUACCAGUAGUUACUAAAGCAAGCACAACCGUUGUGAAGGUACCUCUUUAGGACAUCAAAUAUUGCUCGUAAUUCUUACUGAGUUUAAUUUCAUCGACAAUAUUGUAAAAGAUUUAGACAAUGAGGCCAUUUAUAAUCUAAUUGUAGUUGAAUUUCUAUGA